CAAAUCAAUCCAAAUCACAGCGGGACCCCCCUCUGCGUGAUUGUGACAAAGACGGCAAAAUUAUCGCGAGAUUUGUCCAUUGAAGACAUGGAGACGCGAGUUGAUCGUCUUUUUAGUUUCCUUUGCUGGAGAAAGGACAGCAUCGCUCAGCAGAAAAGACAGCUGUCUCCACAAACCUUUUAAAGAAGCAACGUGAAGGAGUUUCGAACAUUUUCAGCUCCCGAGAAAGACUUUUUGUUCCGGGUAUGUUAAGCUGUUUAACCAGAAAGAGAGAAUCUUUGUUCGGGGGGUGAGCGUGGGGGCUUCACGGACGUUCAGGAAACAACUGCGUGAAUCACUUUCCCCUGUCGGCCAAUUUAUUCGGCGAUUAAUUCGAUUUGUGUGACUUUUUUUAAAAUAAGUAUCACCCGUGAUGACCUCGGAAGGAGGUGAUUCAUGAAGCCGGACAGCGAGUCUGUCCUCCGGAGCUGGAUCAGGUCCCGCGGGUCGGUCCGGGGUCGCCUCCUGCAAACGGGGACGUGUUGAAGGAUCCCGCCGUUUAAAAACAACAUCAAGAAACAUGUCCGGACAAAUCGUGGGCCAGCUCGACACCGUCAUCACAACGCUGUUUGCGAUGACGAGGCGGGAGAAAUGAAGCCAGGACAAGCAGCCUGACGUGAGUCCACAGUCAUGGAUAAACUGACCGUCAUAUCAGGAUGUCUCUUCCUGGCUGCAGACAUCUUCGCCAUCGCCAGUAUCACCAAUCCGGACUGGAUCAGCACCGGAGAAUCAGCCGGUUCUCUGACAGUGGGUCUAAUCCAGCAGUGCCAAACCAUCCACGGCAGAGACCGGCUCUGCAUCCCCCCGCAGCUUCCCCCGGAGUGGAUAACCACGCUGUUCUUCAUCAUCCUGGGCAUCAUCUCCCUCACGGUUACGUGCGCUCUGCUGGUGCUGUCACACUGGAACCGCGAGGCCACUCGAUAUGCCAGAUGGGUCGCCUUCACAGGAAUGGUGCUAUUCUGUAUGGCUGCUCUGGUGUUUCCCAUCGGCUUCUACAUCAAAGAGGUUGGAGGACAGCCAUAUAAACUCCCCAACAACACAGUGGUGGGCUCCUCCUACGUCCUCUUCGUUCUGUCCAUAUUCUUCACCAUAGUGGGGCUACUCUUUGCCGGGAAGGUGUGUUUGCCCGGCUGACGUGGAGAAACAUUUAACAGUCGGUGUUACGGCAGCACGGUGGCAAGUGUGACAUUAAGUCUAAACUGAAGCUUGCAGGUUUGCCUUUUGUCUGAAAGACCUGAAGUGCAGUAUCUGUCCAUCUUCUCACAUCCUUUGGAGACUGAUGAGGGAAGUCAGAACUCAUCGACUGGAGCUAUGAGGAUAUACUUUAAGGAGUCAUGGAAUUCUUUAAUACUUCAACGGACUGUUAAUUAAAACAAAAUAUUGCGGACCUACACUCUUCUCAUAUUAGUCACCAAAAUGCUCUUAAUGGGGUCUGACUCACCUGUCGGAUCUCAUGAAACAAGCAUUAGACCGUCACCUCAGAUAACAACAGUGAUGAAAGAUUUUUAGACUUUUCCGGUUUCACAGGUUUGGGGCAAACUGAGAUUUAUUCCAGGUGCUAGUUGAGGAAUACGGUAGCAUAGCAGCUAUCAAUCUCCUGUCCUGGGUUCUGUCCCACAUUUUUCUUGCACAUCUGUAGCAGCAUCAGGAAUGGUAGCUUGUACCACAUCACCGUUCAGAUCCAUGUCGGAUCCACUGUGGCAACUCCAAGCAAAUGGGAGAAGUCAAAAUAAUUUGUUUUAUUGCCAAUGGUGUGGUUAUACUUUAUAUGUGAACCACAGUGCUACAGUUCAUUUUUAAGGGUGUGCAUUUCUCCCUUAUGAAAUGUGCAUCUAGAUACGCAAGUUCCAAUAUGUUUCAAGGAUGAUACUUUUCAGUUUUGUGUGAUACGGUGCAAUUUCUUUUUUAAAUGUAGAGAUUCUUUUUCCAUGAUCAGUUAGAAUAUCGGAAGUGCCAUUGCUUAACUUGAAAUGUACUAAAAGGACCUUUUUCAGGUUUUUACUACUGUGCUGUAGCACGUUGGUACUGCCUCUGCACCACAUACAAUAGCAGAAAGCCUAACGUAGAAGAAGAAGACAGCUGUUUCUAGCCCAUUAGCAUAGUAUAAAUAGCGCAAGACUGGUGUUUUCAAAGUAAAAUUCAAAUAGGUAUGUUAUCGUUACACCACCUACCACUAUCAGACAUGUUAAUUUUGUUUUUACCUCACAAAGUUAGAAAAGUUUCUCCAAAGCAUUGCACUGACCUUUCAAGAUGUGGAUGUAACAGCUUACAGUGCAUCUGGAAACUAUUCACAGCUCUUCACUUUUUCCACAUUUAGUUAUGUUACAGUCUUAUUCCAAAAUCAAUGAAGUUCACUUUUCCUCAAAAUUCUACACACAAUACACCAUAAUGACAAUGUGAAAAAUAUAAUGUAAUAAUGUCGGCCAAAACAGCAGUUUGUCCCAAAUCUGUAAAUCCGAUAAUAUCCGUAAAUCUUUGAUCACUGUAAAAAUGAGGUUCUUCAGACUGCAGCUACAUUCUGUAAGAUUUAACAUCUUGUUUUCUUGUUACUUUUAUUUAUUCCUUCAAUUGUUCAGUUGUAUGUUAAUGUAUUUUUAUUUAAGAGGACAAGAUUACGAGUUGCUCGGUCAUUUCAACUGUGGUGGAUCACUUUGCCUUAAGGAGCCGUUAACCUUCAAACAACCACAAAGUCAUAUCGGGGACUCAUUUAAAACGGUUCUGAGCACAAAAAUGGUUAACAACUGGAAUAACACUGAUCCAGAAAGGUCAGAUCCACUGUCCGUGUGAAGAUGUAAAGGUGCACUGACACGUGCAUGACUUUGAUUCACGCACUUGCACGCACGUCGUCAUGAUGAUCCCACCCACUGUGCUCCCAGCUGGAUGCUGUUCUUUGUUCCACCACCUGCCACAC
Messenger RNA from Thalassophryne amazonica, 2950 nucleotides. RefSeq lists its product as uncharacterized. Bases 670 to 1173 code for a protein of 167 amino acids. The transcript has 3 exons. Gene Ontology annotation, cellular component: Golgi apparatus; ciliary membrane. NCBI's taxonomy places the organism in Eukaryota, Metazoa, Chordata, Actinopteri, Batrachoidiformes, Batrachoididae. Gene Ontology annotation, biological process: negative regulation of smoothened signaling pathway. The record is from RefSeq and is a predicted model, not a curated record.